Molecule: messenger RNA, 5035 nt
Organism: Pseudophryne corroboree (corroboree frog)
Lineage: Eukaryota; Metazoa; Chordata; Amphibia; Anura; Myobatrachidae
Gene: SARAF
Product: store-operated calcium entry associated regulatory factor
Exons: 6
Coding region: 4-951 (315 amino acids)
Biological process (GO): regulation of store-operated calcium entry
Cellular component (GO): endoplasmic reticulum membrane
Source: RefSeq, a predicted model, not a curated record
ACGAUGACACCGGUGGUAGCAGCACUGCUCCUGCCUCUUCUCGCUGCCCUGCAGCUGCCCGGAGCCCAGGGCUGGAACCAACAUGAACGUGUCUUGCUGAGGGAUAUCCAGGCGAUCACACUUUAUGCAGGCAGAUAUACAAAUGCACGACGCUCAUCCCCUAUUCCACAGCUGAAAUGUAUAGGUGGAAGUGCUGGCUGCAGUGCUGUGACGCCACAAGUGGUGCAGUGUCACAACAGAGGAUGGGAUGGCAUUGAUGUUCAGUGGGAAUGCAAGGUGGACAUGGAGAACUCUUACCAGUUUGGGCAAGUUGAAGUGAGCUGCGAGGGCUUUGACUACCCUGAGGACCCCUAUAUCCUACGUGGCUCCUGUGGUUUGGAAUACACACUGGAACUGACAACGGAAGGACAAAAGAGAUCUCAAAAUGGGUACAGCUCUGGUGGAUUUGGCUCAGGGUUUUUCCAAAGGAACUCAAGGGACUGGAAUAGUGAUGGUAGUGGGGUGAUUGUCUUUCUGUUCAUCUUGGGGUUGGGCUAUGGCUUGUACAAGUUAUUCCUAAGUGGACCUUCAAUUCAACAACAGCAAUCUCACCCUGAUUAUAAUGGACAUGGUUAUCAAAGCACCAGUCAUGCUAGUGCACCACCACCACCACCAGGUUUCAAGUCAGACUUUACAGGGUCUUCAUCAGGCUUUCACGGAUAUGAUAGUAGUUCUGCUUUUGGCAGCCAAGCAAACCAGGGACCAGGGUUUUGGACAGGUCUAGGAACCGGUGGUGUACUAGGAUACCUGUUUGGCAAUCAGAGGGGACAGCGUAAUUAUUCACCGUUCCACAACACAUGGAGUGGACCUGCAUUUUCACAGCACCAUUAUGGAGACCCACAACCGCCAAGAGCCCCACAGAGCUCUGGUAUGAGAACUGCCUCAGGUUUUGGGGGAACAAAAAGAAGAUAGAUGACCUUUCUUCUGGAUAAAGCAAGAAGCAGAAGCAGUUUCCCCAUAUAGUUCAGUUAGGUUAGGGAGGAGGCUAGGUUAGGGACAAAGAAAACCUGUGUCCUUUGCAUAUUUACAUAGAGACGUUGUUUGUAAUUCAGGGUGGGUUCUUAUAAGUCAUUUACAAAAGUUAACUCUUAAAAUGUUUUUUCAGAACUGUGAAAUAUAUUCAGAUAAACAAACUGUCAGAGCUUUAUCAAUACCAGUGGUGCGUACCCUUUUUAAGCAUGUCAUAAUUAGGCAUUUUUCAAUUGAAUAUAUAGCAUAUGGGUAAGUUAGGGCCCAAAAAAGAAUCUGAGUCCCAGCCCAUAGGCUAUGCACUUCUGAGGUAAACAAUAUUGAUGUAUAAUCUCAUGAUGGCCAUUAGAGGUCUCCAAGCAUUUUCUGACAUUACAUUUUAUAUGCUACAGCACAAAAUGAAUUGCUUAUGUUUUUGACAUAGAGGACAUGCAGUCUAAUUUUUUUCCCCAAGGUUAUGCUGGGUUACAUUGGCGUAUCUAUAAUGGGUGCAGUGUGUCCAGUGCACAUGGGACACUGGGUCCAGGGAAGCGAACACUGCACCUAUGUUUAAUUACUUACCUUUCCAGAGUUCCACGUCGGUGCUGUGACAAAAAUCACCAGGAAAAUGACCACCAUGCAUGUGCAGUAAUGAUUAGUGGCUGUACAUAGCGGGCGCCAUGUCUCCAGACACCUGUGCAUGCAAAGUACACUCUGACACAAUGUCAUAGUCUACUGUGCCGUAGAGAGGAGGGGGCCGCAUGACAUCUGCACACGCAACCCCUCGUCUAUUAAUCCGCCCCUGCUGGGUUAACUCAAUUGCUCUCAGAUAAUGAUAAAUUGAGGACUAUCGGGGUUAUUCAGAGUCAGUAGCAGUUUUGAUAAAAUAGCAAAACUGCUACUGAUAAAAUCGAAAGCUGGGGGCCACACUCAGCACAGGGCAAGGCCGCCCAGCAUGUGUAGCGCUGCCCAGUGAUGCAGUCCAAUUGAAUUGCGAUCGCAUUGCAGAAUCGGAAAUAGAGGUAGACCUCCUGCAUACGCAGCCAGGCUGCGUGUGCAGGCGAUCCGGCACCAUGUUUCCUGUCGCAGGAAAUGCAGGUGACCUCAUCCGGCCACCCCGAAAACGGCUAUGACACGCCGGCAUUUCCCGCGCCACUCCCCAUCAGCAUUUCACACGCCACUCCCCAGAAGCUAUGUGUCGCCGCCCCCGAGCGCCUUUCGCAUGUCAAUUACUAUGAAAUCGCCGGGAUGCGAUCGCAUUGUGAUAGGUCGCAGCGCAUGCGCAGUUGGCUGAUAAUCAAUCUGCGUAUACGCAAAAUUGCGACCAUCUCUGAAUAACCCCCGAUAUGAAGAUUGUGAGCUUUUUAGAAGUAUAUAGCUAGUUGCAGUGUAUAACACAUCACAUUGCAGAAAUAACCCUUUUUAAAUGGAUGCCCAUAAAUGUGAAACAAGUCAGUAACCAGUUACCAUUAUGGUGGCAUUCAGCAUUCGGUCAUACAGUACACAAGGGAAGCCGACUUGCUGAAAAUAUAACUACUCAGGGUUUGCUUUACUGAUUUCAUGGGUUAAAUUAUGAUUUAGUUGUUUUAAAAACAUUCUAUGCACAUAUACUAUAUUUUUGCAUUUAAUCUUUAUUUGAAUUUGUUUUAUUCACAAUUAUAUCACAUAAGGUUUUGUUUGGUUUGCGGUGUCUCAUAAACUUAAAAUAACUUGCUAUAAAACUACAUUGGGUGCCAUUGGCUUUAUGGAGGGACUGUUAGCAAGGGAAAGGGAGGAGAUGUUCCUAAAAGAACUAGGAAUUAGCAUUUUGUUGGAGAAUAAAAUGACUAGCAUGAGCACCGGGACCGAAGCGUGGUGAGCACAGCAAGCCCGCGAGAGGACACGCUGCGCUGGCCACUGGUAUCCCGAUACCAGUCUGUCUCCUGACCACCGGGAUCCCGACACCCGGGAUAUCAUACUGAUCCCCAUGAAGACUAGUUGUCAUGAACUAAUAUUACUGAAAGGCAAAUAAGUGGGUUUAUAUCUUCUUGUUUUACUUUUCUAUCCCCAUGAAACAUAGACUGACAUUUUUGGACCAAUAUGUUUAGCUCUGUAUCUCUGUAUAUCAUGUGGACAGAGCAAUUAAGAGGCUUUUUCCAAUUGUUCCACAGGGUCUGAUUCUGAAUGGGCAUCCGCAGCCGCAUCUCUAUCGUGCCAAUGCCUGUGGCUGAUUUAAUUUAAACUGGGACUCCCGCGUAUAGCGUCCAGAUGGUAAUUUUCCAUCUUAAAGUAUCUUCAUAUGCACAAGCAGGGGCAUCGGAAUGGGGGUGGGUGCAGAGGGACAGUCCCCCCCCCCCCCCCAAAUAUGACAGGUGCAGGGGAGCGCUUACUAUCUCCUUUAAAAGCAGCCUGCUACCACAUGGUGCUGUGUCCUCCUAUCUUCUUUGUGUCUUAGCUGCCACCGGGUGUUUCUCCUUCACAGUUGCAUUACUGGGCGGAUGCGUGGCUAUGGCCACGCCUCCACCCAGUAAUGAGGAGAGCAGGAGAGACAACCGGUGGCAGCUAGGACACAACGAAGAUAGGACACAGCACCCUGCGGUAGGAGAUGCUGCCCACAUGGAUCUGGAGGUAAGCGCUUAUCCGCACAGCGGUGGGGGCUAAAAAGGGAAAGGAGCCUGGCAUCAUGGGGGCCCCAAAAUAAUUAAAAACAUUUCUACGCCUCCCCCCAACCCCCAACCUAAAAACAUUCCGGCACCCCUGUGCACAAGUGAAACUUACACCAGCCCUAUGGCAAGUGCAGUUUCUCUUUCUGAGUAUGGCAUCUUGUAUGAGCAGCCGUUUGUCUUUGGCCCACAUCUGCUUAGUUACUUCCCUGGAAUGCCACUGAAAUCCACUGACUCUGUGUCCAUUUCUGUACUGCGUCUUUGAGGAUUAACAAUCAGCAUUGGCCAGCUGCAUGUGGAACACUGCACCUACCUCUGGAUCAGGACCAUAGUUGUUUAUGUUUAAAUUCCACAUUUACAAAUAGUGCAGCCAUUUCAAAUAAUACUUUUCAAAAGGAAUACGUACAUUGCGAUUGAUUUUAUGUGAUAGUUAAACACUUCCCUAAUUGCUAUGGUUAUAGGCAUUCAGGAUAUACUAUAGUAAAGAAACAGAAUUACCAGGGCUGUGGAGUUGGAGACAGUUUUGGCCGUAGUUAGAGUUGGUAGAAAUAUAUAAACUACUACUCCAGGUAGAAAUAAACAAUUAUAAUAUUAUAUAUCUCUGAGCACAUAUGCCUGAUCAUUAUCUUGCAAAGAACAGCACGAGAAAUCCUAUAAGGUGUUGUUUAAACUGGAUGUGAUACCAAACCAUGAAAGAAAAACCAGCACAGCAGCGGUUGUUCUGUUAAAAACAAGAGGAAAAUAUUUAUAGGAAAGCAUUUGGUAAUAUAAUUAUAAAAGGUUUACAGGAAGAGGACAGCUUGUGUAUUAUAAUGUUCUGUAAGUCUUAAUUUUACAUAUUCUUAAAUUUUGAGAUACAGGUGGAGUAUCCCAUAUCCAAAUAUUCCGAAAUACGGAAUUUUUUGAGUGAGACUGAGAUAGUGAAAUCUUUGUUUUUUGAUGGCUCAAUGUACACAAACUUUGUUUAAUACACGAAGUUAUUAAAAAUAUUGUAUUAAAUGACCUUCAGGCUGUGUGUAUAAGGUGUAUAUGAAACAUAAAUGAAUUGUGUGAAUGUAGACACACUUUGCUUAAUGCACAAAGUUAUUAAAAAUAUUGGCUAAACUUACCUUCAGGCUGUGUGUAUAAGGUGUAUAUGUAACAUAAAUGCAUUCUGUGCUUAGAUUUUGGUCCCAUCACCAUGAUAUCUCAUUAUGGUAUGCAAUUAUUCCAAAAUACGGAAAAAUCCGAUAUCCAAAAUACCUCUGGUCCCAAGCAUUUUGGAUAAGGGAUACUCAACCUGUAUAUCCGAUGGUUCUGUUAAACCCUUUUUUUUUACAUUUAUUAAAAGCAUAGUUUGUUGUAUAUUUACUUUUACAAUUUUCUUGUUCAGAGAUGUGAAUAAAAUAAAAAUAUUUUAUGUUCAA